AUGUCAACUCGCGCGGAGUAUCUCGCUGAGGGGGCGCAGAGUUUCUUCGACUGCAACGCCGACAGCCACCCGCCAAAUGGAAUCCACAACUACGUCAAUACCAGAAGCGAAUUGAAGUGUUACGAUUCUGUUCUGUCUGGAUUUUUGAAGGAAAUAUUUCCCUGUCAAAACAAAUUUCUUGAACGAUGUGACGCAAGGGCGGGUAACAGUCCUUCCUUCUUUAUAUCCUACCAUUUAGCCGAAGUUGUUCUAUUUCCUCACGUAUGGUUUAUGAGCGCAUGAUAGACAAGGUGCAUUGCUCGGCAUUUACCAGAGGAAGAUGCUGAAUUAUAAUAGCUGCUUUGAAUAAUCCAUAAUAUUUUUUCCAAGUUUUAAAAUUGCUCACUUGAUAGACAAGUUUCAACUUGGGAGACAUGGGGUUAAUUUGUUCUGGCACUCCCAUUCAUUUCUUCCCUUCCACCCAUCCCUCCUACUCACGCUUUCGAUUUUCACCUUCUCUGUACUCUUCAUAAUCUACAUUAACAUGAAAAAUGGCUCUGAGUUAAUAGCCCAUGAGGCCGAAGGCCGAAUGGGCUAUUGACUCGGAGGCCAUGAGUGCGAGAGGAAUAAUUGUUUUUACAAAAUCCAACUAGUUGGUCAAAAAUAAAGGCCGAAAAAAACUCAAAACGAUUGAACCUGAAGUAGCGACCACUUAUCAUGAGCGAAACGCUAAGAUCAUGUGAAUGCGAGACCGAAUAGAAAGUCUCCUUCUCAUCUUUGUAUUAUAUUUUCUCAUAAAUCAAAACGUUUAAAGGUUGGAACACACUCUCGACAUGUCGCUGCAACAAGUCGAGAGGAAAAACCACUCCCUCUCCACAGGUCAAGCGACAAGUAGCUGCAACAGGUCGGAGCCCCAGCGAUACGUCUCAUCAAGAAAUCGCCACGUGUGCAGAAUUGCGUCGCACAAAACACAAACCAGUUUGAGUUUGUGCGGCUUGUCACGACGACAAAAACGUGUCGCUUGUCGCGCAAACAAAGGUUUUCACAAAAAAAUCUCCAGUACGAAGCCAUUUCUUUGCUGCAACAUUUGCCGCGACUUAUCGCCUAGAGUACUGACGAACGCUUAAAAGGACGACUCUCUCUUGCCCCCUUUCAAUUGUGUUCGCUUUUUCAAGUCUUUAAAUGAGCCACUGAAAUGAGCAAGGAAGUCAAUGACUUCCUGAAGACUCAAGGAAAAAAUCCUUCAUUUUUGCAAUGUAUAUUUUCUACUGAUUUAUUGUAUCUUUUUUUCUUCAGGUGUAAAGCCAUACAAUUUUAAAAUGAACUGUGACAGUGGUAGGCCCUUUUUAUUCUAUCCACUUGUAACUAUUAAGAACAUUCAUUUGUGGUUACAGUAUUGGACACUACAGGGCUCGAAAUUACGUUUUUGGAUAACUAACCCUUUGGGUUAGUGGGCAUAACUUUUACUAACCAAAUUAUAAAGUUUAUUAUCCAAGAAUGUGCUCUUGAAAUAAGAAUAUUUUAAUUAUUUCAACUAAUGUAUGGAUGGAUUGGUUCAAAUUACAUGAUGAUCUGCAAAACGAAAUAUAUAGAAGAUUUAAUGCUCAUUUACAUGUUCUUUUCAAUUACGUUACUCGAGGGGCGUAAACACUGAAAAUAGGUUGUUUGUUUAGACUCAACGAUUUUUGGUGGAAGGUUCUUUCUUUUUUCAUAAGCCCUCCACACAGGAGGCUUCUAUAGGGUUUAAAAAGAAACUGUUCUUCUUCUUUGUCGUUAUUCUCGAUCUUCCAUUUCCUCUUCACAAAUUUUGGGCAGCGACCUUUUUCUGAAAAAACUAUCCAAGCGUAUCUCUAUCUGAUCUGUAUAAUAAAUAGGUUGCAGGAUGCAAAUGAGCCACCUUCAAAAGACAUAUUAAGGACUUUGUCGGAUUGUGCUGUAAGCAUAUCUGUUAGCACAAUAAAUUGAUCGGGAUAGAACACAAUGUUAUGCAAAAAAGAAACAGGUGUAAGAUUUUCAACGGUGUUGGUAUAGUAGGGCCUAUUUUUAGUAACCCAAGUUUAGAAACUACUAACCGUUGGUUAACGGGUUACUGUUGAUUUCGAGCCCUGCACUAAUUCUUCACUAAUUAAAAAUUAUUCCUCGAGCCCGAAUGCGCUCUGAGUCAAUAGCCCAUGAGGCCGAAGGCCGAAUGGGCUAUUGACUCAGAGGCCAUGAGGGCGAGAGGAAUAAUUGUUUUAGUACAAUCCAACUAGUUGGUCAAAAACAACUUUAGCUAGCAAAACGCCAUUCGGCCGCCAUUGUUUUGGCUUCCAAAGCUGGCGCUUUUCGCUACUAGUGGGCUAUAACAUAUAGCCUAGUAGUAGCUCAACCAAUCAGAACGCAGCAUUGAUAAUAGACCACUAGCUGGAUUUUACUAAUUUUUCUUAGCCUGCGAAAACAUCCAUCUCUCCUUGCUCCUUGCCGCGAGGGAUGUUUUUACAGGAGGAAAGGAAUGUUCAUAGCGGCAACAGAGGGGAGAGAGGUUACAUUUUUCUUCUCCUGUUGCCAGAGGGCAAUGGCAUCUGGAUGGACUUCCAAACCGAGCAGCCCUCGCAAACACAACCGACAUCAACACCCCGGGUAUUUCACCAACACCAGGUACCACCCCUAGCCCGCCAGGUAAAUUAUAGGUGUUGUUAUAGAUUCACCAUUGAGCCUUGAAGUAAAUUGGUAAAUUUGACAUAUAUAUAGAACCAACGGUAAUACCAGUACUGAGACGAAAGUAUGAUGUUAGACUAGCUACACCCACUUAAACUGCGAUAAGCCUUUUUCAGCCGGAAAAGUUUCUAAAGAAAAGGAAGCGAACUAAAUAAUUGUAGAAGGACUUUACCCUUUUCCAACUUAUAGAUGCCAAUGUAAAAAGUAGGACAGGAUAUCAGCACCAAUUUUAAAGUCUAUUAGGCGAACCCAAUUAACUAGUAACAGUACGAUCGUUUAAAAGUCGUUUUAAAAGACGGCGGUGGCUAUAGAAGGCAGCCACCCCAAAUCUAAUGACAAGAACUCGCCUUGUUUGUCCUUAAUUUUGCAUAGUUUGUUUAAUAAACGGUUAAAUUUCUACUAAAAGUUCUUCUUUUUCUCUACCUUUUUUUUUUACAGCGUGCAUAGAUAACCACCAAUUUUGUUCUGACUGGGCAAGAAUAGGAGAAUGCCAGAGGAACCCUGGAUACAUGUCAUUCAACUGCAGGAAAAGCUGCAAGCAAUGCAGCUAA
Messenger RNA from Porites lobata, 3227 nucleotides. Lineage: Eukaryota; Metazoa; Cnidaria; Anthozoa; Scleractinia; Poritidae. The record is from the annotation of a GenBank genome assembly.